AUGCCGGCCUUCUCUAUCCUGUGUUUCUUCUCGACUUUCGCCUUGGUCCAAGUUGCAGCUCGGUUCUCAGAAGGCUGUGAAUCUGUCGCUGAGCUCCUCCAGCUGAACAUGUCGAAGAUCCUGGCGCUCUCCCGCAAAGCCGCGCGGAGGGAGGAAGAGAUGGGAUACAGGGAUCUCAUGCUCUUUGCACCGCUGCUUUCUGCAAUCCAGCGUAAGAAGUCGGCUGGGCUGGCCUCUUGUCCAUGCGCUUUCGCCGCUGCUGCGACUGUAGGCAUCAGCAUGGAGAUGACUGGUUUGGAGUAUGGGGCCGUCCGCACGAACUUCGACUACAUGACGACCUUUGGUCGGCUGACUCUCCUCGAGAACGCCUUGGAGGAAGCCUCGAAGUUGUGCGUCGAGCUCGGAGCCCGGAAAUGGCCCAUCGACUACGCAGAAAAAAUUCUCUGGGAGAUCGACCGCUAUGUGAGGGAGAACCUGCAAAGCAUCGAAGCUUGGGUUGCGGAAUCUCAGGAAGAGGUAACCAUCACGGAUGAGCAGCACCUCGACGCGCUGGCCGACGCAGCUGAAGUUCUGGACUCCGAAGGGCUGGAUUGGUGGCCUACGAGAGGCACCCUCAUUGCCUUGCUCCGCCAUGGCAGGCGGAGUGGCCCGCUGUCCAGGGGCAAGUUGGAUGUUGUCGACCAUGAUGUUGAUGUCAUGGUCGGCGUGUCUAGUGAAGAGGAAUGGGUCCAAAGACGGCCCGCGAUUCAGCAGAAGCUUCACGCGCGAGGUUGGAACGCCUGCUUUGAAAGGCAUUCUGUCGCUGCUCCCUACGGCAGUUUCGAGUACAAUCUUGCACGCAGGGACCUGUUCUUGUGCACUAGGACAAAUCCUAAAGUUACGCUGGACAUCGCAACAUACAUCACAGAGGGUCCGAUCGCCAUUGCACAAAAGUAUUGUCCUGGUGCUGGCAUCGGAUGUUGGAUUCCUCGAAAUGAUGGCAGCUUCCGAGGAAGCCAGGGACGGCUGCGACUUA
Molecule: messenger RNA, 1015 nt
Organism: Symbiodinium necroappetens
Lineage: Eukaryota; Dinophyceae; Suessiales; Symbiodiniaceae
Source: the annotation of a GenBank genome assembly